Molecule: messenger RNA, 2334 nt
Organism: Closterium sp. Naga37s-1
Lineage: Eukaryota; Viridiplantae; Streptophyta; Zygnematophyceae; Desmidiales; Closteriaceae
Source: the annotation of a GenBank genome assembly
AUGGCCACGACACUCGUACCAUCAUCACCUGCGACGCCUUCGCCAACAAACUUCGCCGACCUAUCAGAGGACGUGCUCCUACACCUGCUUUCCCGUCCAUCCUACAACCCAAACCGCGAGCUUUCCCCGGAAGACCUCGCGCGGCUCGAGGCGGUUUGCUACGCCCUCCGCCGCCCGCUCCUGCUCCCCCCGAACCGUCGCCACUCCGUCGUCGAGACCGCAGCGCGCGCGCGAUGCCUGCGCCACCCGCUACUUUCGCGCGUGCCCGCGGACCUCCUGCGCGGAAUGGCGGCGCAGCGGUGCGGCGGAAGCUGGCUGCGCGUCCUGCGCUUCGCAUGGGCGGUGGAGGACGCCUGGGGGUUGCGGCGGGAAGCGGAGGAAGAGGCGCUGCGGGAGGAAGCCGGCGCGCGGAACUCCGGCGGGCUGGCGUCAGCGGUUUAUGCGGGCGAUUACUGUUCAUUCCAGAAAAAGACAAACGGCGAGCUGUGGGUGUACGGUUCAGGCUCGCGCGACGGUUCUCCCCAGUUCACCCUUCCGCCAGCGUCAAAUCAACCUCCCCCAGAUCAGCCCGCCCCAGUAGCUGCUGCGGAUCAACCUCCCCCGGAUGAACCUGCCCAGGCGAGAGACGAGAACCAGCCGGCAGGCCAAGGGUGGGCGGCUGCCGCCCUUGCUGCCGGCCUGGCCGCUGUCCGACUAGGAGCCGGGCAAGCCGGCACUGCCGCACAAUCAGGCUCGGAAAGGCCCGACGCUCAGGCGCAGCAGCAGGUGCAGCCGCGGCGGGGAGGGGUGCGGGGCCGGAGGGGAGCUCUGAGAGCGCAAAUCGUGGUGGGGGGAAGCGCGGACGCGGAGGGGAAUGGGUGGAACGGGGGAAGCGGGGGGGAUGAGGGGAAUGGGGUGAGCAGGGAGGAAGCAGAGGGCGGCAUGCGGGAGAGAGUGGCUCAAGUUGCGGGGGGAAGAGCCUUCACUGUGAUACUGACGAAGUCCGGGAACGUUUACACUAUGGGACAGGACACUAACGGGUGCUGUGGGCAUGGGCAGGAGGGGGUGGGUAAGAAAUUUCCCCAGCCGAAAUUAGUGGAGGCUUUAAGAGGCGUGCCAUGUCAGCAGGUCGCGACAGGGAGAAGCCAUGUUCUAGUGCUUUCUAGAGAUGGGACUGUGUAUGCGUUUGGAGCGGGCGGCAACGGCCGGCUGGGUCUGGGAGAUACGGACGACAGAUGCCGGCCGACGGUCGUGGAGGGGCUGCGCCCGGAGGUGCUGGCUGCCAUGCUGGGCGGAUUGACGGGCGGCAGCAGUGGCGAUACAGGCGGCAACAACAACGAAACGGGCGCCGGCAGCAGCAGCAGCGACCCGUAUGGACAGUAUCGCAUAGUGAGUGUAGCAGCGGGCGCGAGUCACUCCCUGGCCGUGACUGCUGCUGGCGUGGUGCUGGCGUUUGGCAGAGGGCACAGCGGACAGUUGGGGGGCGCACAGGGCUGGGGCACGUGGGCAGGGGCCGCGCAGGAGUGGGGGGAUGAGAGGGGGGAAGGGAUGAUGGGAGGCAGAGAACGGGUGGGGCGAGUGCAGGGCCGAGCGGGGGGUGUUUCUAGAGUGCAUGUGGGCAGACGUGCAGGGGGUGGUGCUGCUGCUGUUGGCACCGCUGCAUCCGCACGUGCUGGUGCUGCUACAGCUGCAGCGGUGGCGGCUGCUACAGCUGCAGCGGUGGCGGCUGCUACAGCCGACCUGUCAGACUGCCUGGUGCCGCACCCUAUAGCGUGGCUGGUGCAGUCGGGCGUGCGUGUGAUGAAGGUGGCGGCUUCGGUUGACUACUCCGCUGCUCUCGACUGCCUGGGGAGGGUGAGUGCACGCAUGAGGUGUGAACAGGUGUUAGGAGGUGUGAAGUGGUGUAAACAGGUAUCCUCCACUGCUCUUGACUGCCUGGGAAGGGUGAGUGCACGAAUGAGUGAAGAGGCCUUCUCCGCUGCUCGUACUCCCGUGCACAUGUGGGGGUCGGGCUACUGUGGGUGCUUGGGCAACGGCAGCGAGGCCAAUGAGGUGCUGCCACGUGUCGUGGAGGGGCUGCUGCACACGCGGAUAGUGCAGGUGACGCUGGGCAAGCGCAAGACACUAGCUCUGGACGACCAAGGCCGGGUGCUGGGGUUUGGGUGGACGGCAUUUGGAGGGCUGGGUGUGGCAGCAGGGAGAGACAAGGUGUUUGCCCCCAUGCCAGUCGAGGCUUUGGAGGGAAAGCGAGUGGUGCAGAUCAGCACGGGAGCGUACCACACCGUUGCCUUGUGCCGUGACGGCAGCUGCAUAGGGUUUGGGGACAAUGAGCAGGGACAGCUGGAGCUGCACUGA